Megachile rotundata (alfalfa leafcutting bee) is the source of this 1846-nucleotide messenger RNA. Its product is annotated as distal membrane arm assembly component 2. The record is from RefSeq and is a predicted model, not a curated record. NCBI's taxonomy places the organism in Eukaryota, Metazoa, Arthropoda, Insecta, Hymenoptera, Megachilidae.
AAAUAUAGAUGAAUGUGUUACAGAGAAAUGACAAAUAUUUAUUACGAAUAAAUUGUUGAUGAAUGUGCACGUAUAAACCAUUACUUACUGAACAUUACAUUUACAUACACACUAUGCACAUGCGCGUUUCAGUAUAUUACGUUGAAAUUAUAUCUUCACUCUGUUUCAUUUGGAAUGGGCAUUUAAAUUGGUUAUGCCAUUCUUUCUCUUUCUAAAAGUAGUUUCCUUGUCAGAAUUCGCCUCUUGUUGAAUCCCUUUUUUUUGGCUACAUAUAUAUUGUAUGUAUGUGUACAUACUAUAUAAUAAGACAGACUGUAUAUAGCAUAUAUAUACACUGUGCAUUACGUGCGUGGUAAUUCGAUGUUUGGUUGAAUAAUGUGGAAGAGUGGCUAAAUUAGUGUUCUUGAAUGAAUGUCUAACUUUAGUCGUUAUAAAAGUAUAGUAAAUGUAAUUUUUAAUGGAAAGAACAGUAUUCAUACAAUAAAUGAAUAAUUUAUAUAAAAAAUAAUAUAUAUUGAUUUUCAUAUAAGAUGUUACAUGUAAAUUUGUUAACGAAAAUGUUCCAUUAUUCUGCACAUGGUGUAUCUAAAUCAGUGUUUUACUGUAUAGUUAAUAAUAAUAAAAUAAAUAUUAAUGCUGUACGAUUGUUUUACAACGAUAAAGAAAGUAUCAACCACUUCUUGCAAUAUCUACGUAAACGACAUAGUAUGAUGCAAAUGAAGUAUGAAGAUGAUGAAAGAAAAGCUGAAACUAAAACAUAUGAUGAAUCAACACCUAUAAAAUCUUUAUUAUUCUAUAAACCUAAUGCACCUGAGAUGCAUGAUUUCUUUACAUUUAAUUGGAAAUAUUGGUGGGAGCAUAAAAAACUGCAAUACAGAAAAAUAGCACAAAAAUAUAGAUAUGAUAAAAAUGAAGUAUUAGGUCCUGACAUAGCAACAGCUAAAUUUAUCUUAAUAUCUGGUGGUAGAGUGAAGUUUGCAAAUCAGAAUGAUUGGAUAGAUGCUACUAACAAAAAGGAAAUUUCCAAAAUUCCAACUGAUUAUCAACCAGAAUUUAUUUUAGAGGGAUUAGAUUUAAGAGGAUAUCCUCUCGAAUAUGAGAACCUUUAUACUAUAUGCAAUUUAUAUCACCUAAAAUGGCUUAGUUUAAGAGGUUGUGAUACAAUUAAUGAUUGGAGUAUAGAUAAAUUAGCUGCAGAAUAUCCAAACUUAGAAUAUCUUGAUAUAUCGGAAUGUAAAAAUGUAACAGAUAGAGGAUUACAGGCUUUAUAUAAAACACCUAAUUUGAAACAAUUAAUUGUAACAGAUUUCACUACAUCUGCAGCAUUCGAGUUAACUUGUUUACUAUUACAAGAUAUUAAUCCAUAUCUAAACUGUAAAAUUCUAAAACCAGAAAAGGAAUUAUUAUUAAACCAUGGCUAUUUGUAUAUUUUGUCUGCUGUAUAUAUGACUGAUGAAGUAGAAGGAAAAUCAUGGUGGGGCAGUACAAAUAACAGAGGUAGGGUCUCCCAGUUCAGUCAAGCUGCGCGAAACGACCCUAUUCUGUCGCCGAAUUGACUAUACAUAUAACCGUUGCUGAAAAGCAUUCAACUAUACCGUUUGCUCAGAGUUAACGCCUGCGCACAUAGUAUUUAUUAGUGCAAUGAGGGCGCGGUUGUCACCGAUCAAUCUCGGCUGCAUUUGUAUGUAUGCAGUUCAUCCUAAAACUUUGUGAGCGUAGUGUGCUUUACGUACGUACAUAUUGUGGUACUCUAAAACGUUCGUUGAAGUGCGAUAAUUUUCAGUUAAAUUUAUAUAAUUUGACGUAUAGAUUUCGCGCAAAAAGUGUUUUGAUACCUUAAUUCGAA